Messenger RNA from Microthlaspi erraticum, 429 nucleotides. NCBI's taxonomy places the organism in Eukaryota, Viridiplantae, Streptophyta, Magnoliopsida, Brassicales, Brassicaceae. The record is from the annotation of a GenBank genome assembly.
AUGAGAGACUACACUUGGUCGACAGUGUUUGCAAUAUCCGUAUGGUGGAUCUGGAAAUGGAGGUGCUGGAAUGUGUUUGGAAAUAAUGGAAAGUGCAGGGACCGAGUGAGAUUUUUGAAGAACCUUGCCACAGAGAUCUCCUUGGCGAAUGAGAAACUCCGCGGAAGACAGGCUGUGGGGACUCGAGUGGAACGACGUAUAGCUUGGAAACUGCCAGAGAAUGGAUGGUGGAAGAUGAAUACUGAUGGAGCUUCAAGGGGAAAUCCAGGCUCCACAGCUACAGGUGGUGUACUCAGAGAUGAGUAUGGUACGUGGGUCUCUGGUUUCGCUUUGAAUAUUGGUGUGUUCUGCUCCACUAGCAGAGCUAUGGGGAGUCUAUUAUGGCCUAUAUGUGGCAUGGGAGAGACGAAUCCCACGCUUGGUCAUUGA